AUGCCGAGGAGGGCAGGCGCCGCAAAGACGAGGAGCGGCAGCAGGUGGCGGCACUGGAGCACAGCCUGGUGCAGCAGGCAGAGAUCGAAAAGGCACGGCAGGAGGAGGCGGAAGGCCGGCGCCGGAGAAAGCAGCAGGAGCAUGGCGAAGCAGAUGGCUGAUGCUGCCAAGGAGGCGCAGGAGAAGAAGGCCUUGAAGAAGCACGAAGAGGCGCAGAAGGACAGGAUUUGCUUCCGCCGUAGCGGUUGGAGCUUCAACUCGAUCUGCCGGUAG
Messenger RNA from Effrenium voratum, 273 nucleotides. The record is from the annotation of a GenBank genome assembly. NCBI's taxonomy places the organism in Eukaryota, Dinophyceae, Suessiales, Symbiodiniaceae.